AAACACAUCAUCAGUGUCACUGUAUCCGAUUGCGUGAAGCAUUUGGUUGGUGAGAGCCGUUGUUUGAUGUUUGAACCUAACUCACAAGUAAGAAGCCUUGGCAUUUUGUGAGAGCUUUUGAACCUUUGACGAUGAACUCCUCCCCUGCCCAGCUGCUGUCUGCCCAGAACGUGAACCAGCUCCUCGAUUCUGUCCAAGCUUUUCUCUUCGACUGCGACGGUGUGAUUUGGAAGGGCGAUAAGCUGAUCGAUGGUGUCCCUGAGACACUGCACAUGCUUCGAUCAAAGGGGAAGAAGCUGGUGUUCGUUACCAACAAUUCCACAAAAUCAAGAAGCCAAUACGCCAACAAGUUCCUUUCUCUUGGCAUUUCGGUUACUGAGGAUGAGAUAUUCUCUUCAUCCUUUGCCGCAGCUAUGUACUUGCAACUCAUUAACUUCCCCCAACACAAAAAGGUUUAUGUAAUAGGGGAACAAGGUAUUUUAGAAGAGCUGCAGCUUGCUGGUUUUACAGCUCUUGGUGGCCCUGAAGAUGGUAAAAAAACGGCACAACUGAAAUCAAAUUGCCUUUUUGAACAUGAUAAGAGUGUUGGAGCAGUUGUGGUUGGACUAGACCAGUAUGUUAACUAUUACAAGCUUCAAUAUGGAACCCUUUGCAUACGUGAAAAUCCGGGAUGCCUUUUCAUUGCAACCAAUCGAGAUGCAGUUGGACACAUGACUGAUUUACAAGAAUGGCCCGGUGCUGGGUGUAUGGUAGCUGCUAUCUGUGGAUCCACCCAGAAGGAGCCUAUUGUAGUUGGAAAGCCCUCUAAUUUCCUGAUGGAAUUUUUACUAAAGAAAUUCGAUGUUAGUUGCUCCAAAAUGUGUAUGGUGGGUGAUAGAUUAGAUACUGAUAUAUUGUUUGGCCAGAAUGCUGGCUGCAGAACUCUCCUCGUUCUUUCAGGUGUGACGACUGAAUCCGUUCUUCAGGACCCUUCAAAUAAGACUCAACCAGAGUACUAUACAAGCAAGGUUUCCGACAUGUUUGACUUGCUGCGGCCGUAGCUUACUUGAUCUAAUCCCUCCCUUGUGUUUGGAUUGGACAUUGUUUUCCUUCCAGUGUAUUAAUGAAUUAAUUGAUUAAUGAUGUGCGAAUAACAUCCUGAGUGAAUGCUAUUCCCAGACGGCGCCUUUGAGUUGCAGAGGGUAUCAACCAGUUGCCUUGCCAAGUUGAUAUAACUUGGGUGAUAGAUUAGAUACUGAUAUAUUGUUUGGCGAAAGUUGAUAUAACUUAAGUUAUUUCAUUUACCAAAAUAAAUAUAUAAAAAAAGAGAGAGAGAAGGUUGCAUUGCAUGUGUUGAUUGCUGCAGGUGGAUCGAUGCACCUGCUCUGCUGGUUAAUAUUAAUUAUAGGGUGAUGGAUUUUGUGGUA
Molecule: messenger RNA, 1406 nt
Organism: Prunus persica (peach)
Lineage: Eukaryota; Viridiplantae; Streptophyta; Magnoliopsida; Rosales; Rosaceae
Product: phosphoglycolate phosphatase 2
Exons: 11
Coding region: 132-1040 (302 amino acids)
Molecular function (GO): phosphatase activity
Source: RefSeq, a predicted model, not a curated record